Molecule: messenger RNA, 9603 nt
Organism: Oxyura jamaicensis (ruddy duck)
Lineage: Eukaryota; Metazoa; Chordata; Aves; Anseriformes; Anatidae
Gene: PJVK
Product: pejvakin
Exons: 6
Coding region: 8073-9146 (357 amino acids)
Biological process (GO): programmed cell death
Cellular component (GO): cytoplasm
Source: RefSeq, a predicted model, not a curated record
AAGUUUGUGUUUUUUCUUGGCAUUAUAAAAGAACAAGUGUUCAGCGAUCUGGAAUGCUGCCUGCCUGGAAGCAACAGCAAUGAAGUAAAAAUAUCUUUUUUCAUGAAUGGCAAUUUUAUUUUUUUUUAUUAUUAUUAUUUUUGUGUGUGGUUGCAGAAUAUAUGUCUGAUGUCAUCCAAACAGAUGCUCUGAGCGUGGCUGUAGGCCCUGAGCUAAUUUUCUGUUAAACAGUUCUUUUAGUGGAAUUCAGCUUGGGUUUCACAUUUCUGUAGUUUGGACCUGUACUUUGCCUCUCAAUGUUUGGCAAAAACAGUCUAUUCUUCAGUGACGGUUGAUCAGCAAAAUUGGUGUGCAUAAAUAAAGUGGGGAAAGUUACAUGUCAUUACUUAAUUGAAAAACCAACCACCAAACCUUCGGGAAGAGAUGAGGGUGCAAGAGGCCUGUGAGGCAGCACUGCUGUUCUGCCUCUCUCUUGACAUCUGAAGUAGAAAAACUAUUCCUUGAGCAUGGGAAUCAAUUUUAUAUUUAAAUUUAAUCGAACCAAGAGACAGAUGAUACUUCUUAACCACAAACAUGUAGGCGCAGUGGUGUGGUGAAGUGAGACAGUGUAGGAAGCUAUUGACAGGAUUUCAUCCUGACUCAGCUAAAGGAGUUGCCCACAGAAAGCUGCUCCCGGUGGCACUGCCGGUACAAAAAUCUGUUCUGAUGGGAUGAUGCACAGCAUUUUUUGCCUAGCCAACAUAUCAAGAUGCAUGGCUCUCCAAGUCCCUAUUAGCUUACUAAAUAUUUAAAAUAGUCUAAAUGUUAAAAUCCACGUGUGCAACUUUGACAGUUCUUGCACCCAAAUAUGCAAAUUUAUUUUUUCCCAUUAAGUAAUCAUUACUAAAUAAGAUUAAAAGACACUAACUUGAAAUGUUAUUCAAAACUAAUAAGGUACAAUGGGCUAACUGAGGAAGUACUCUAUAAUUUAUUUAGAUUGAGUGGUGAGUCUAAUUUUACUCAUACAUGCAAUACAUUUAGACUGUGCUUUUUAUUUCUGAAAGUUAUGUGCAAGUUGUAACUGUUAAGCUAAGUAGUGAAGAGGGAGCCUAAGUUCUGUAUCCAUAUCUGUAUCUCAAGUGCUUUUUACUAAGGGUACAUUUAACAAGUGUUCAGGGAAAGUUAAUACAGGACAGAUAGAAGAGUGUUACAGACAUGAAUCUGACAUGAAAACAGUUUUACUUGUGAUUGGAUUACAUUUGUAAUCAAUGCCUGUUCACGUGGAAAUCUUCCAAAGUAAAAUCAGACACUUAGUUGCUUUUCUUAUUGCUGUCUGUCUGUGUAUAUGUCUUUCUUCAGCAAAGAAAUUAGACUAAUUAGUAGCUCAAAUUUCACAGCUACCCCAGUUUUCUUGACCAGGUUUUCUGGUCAGUAGGUGGAGGGGAAAAAAAAAAAAAAAAAAAAAAAAAAAAAGCAUUUACAAGAGGUUACCCUUUUUCUACUGUAAUUGUAUAGCAAAUUGUGGUAAGAACAUUCCAGCUUUUUUAUUUUUUAAAUGUUAAAAUUUAAGGCAUGGAUUGUCUUUUAAAUACAUUAUUUUUGAGUGCCAAGCAUGACACUUAGCUGUCAAAGAAACUGAAGUGAUACAGCACAAGGCCACAUGCAUUCUUCAGUUCUAGUUUAGGAGCUGAUUUCACUUAAAGGCUGAUCAGCCAGCCCAGUACAACAGUAUUAGUCAGCCUGCUUUUUAUGUUUGGUGACAAGAAUUUUUUAUGUGAUCUGUCUGUUAAUAUGUUUAGUAUCUGGAAACUGCUCAAGUAUAUUAUUUUAAGUCUAUAUGCUGGGGAGGGGGGAAGGAAACUAGAUGAGGAAGUGUUCUUGUAGCAUGAAAAGAAACAACCUAAAUAAGACUAGGGAUGGUUAUGAAAGAGGAUGCUGAAUUCUUGCAUGCCCUACAAACACCUACGUCAUUUAAUCUGUUUAUAGAUAGUCUUCAUCCAAAGAUCUGAGAGUACUUUACAAUACCAGUCAGUUCUUGCAGGAUCCUACUUGGGAAGUGAUGUCUUACCACAGCUGCAUACAGGAGGUUUCACAGGCUGAGGUUAAUUGCCCAGUGUCGCACAGUGGCCAGUGGCAAUGCCAAAAAUAAAUACAGUUAAGUCUGCUGCUCGGAUAAAAAUGUAACAAGAAGCAAGGAGCACAAUGUCUAUGCUGAAGGAUGUACGUACUGUAUAGAGCUACCUUUACCAGUGCCCAUCAGACAGACCAGCAUGGACAGUUUGAAUUAUAUCACAAUAAACAACUCCUUUUUUUUUGUAGUUUUUCUUCAGACACUAUGACACAGCAGCUACAGUUCUGCAGGUGGAUGCUCAAGCCCACAAUGCUGUCCUCCAACAUGGAGAUGCCUGAUCGCAGAUGCUGGCAGAAGGACUGAGCCUGUAAGGCAGCAUCCUCUAGGAAAGGCAGUGAUAAACCCACAAUAAAUCACACUGGGGUGUUUGUUGCCAGGAGAUCUGUCUUCACUAACCUAAUAAUACUAGAUGAUGAAAGUAGCCUCAUUACGUGCAGUAUUGUUUAUAUAACAAAUGACAGACCAUUUCUUUUGUCUGAAAUACGUGCCCUCUCCUCAUAGUUAAUAAGUUUAAAUGCAAACAUGCUGUCUCAGCAAAUCUCUCCCUAGAGUACUACUUUUGCAUUUCUUACUAGUAAAUGCUUUAUAGCUAUCACAUCCAUCUGCCCAUUCGAAACAUUGCCAAUAAAAUAAUGGCAAUUAGAAGCAAAUGCUGGUGUAUUUUGUACACAUCAACCAGCAGUGGUCGUUUAAUACUGUGUUACUGCCAUAUGUAUGCUUGAAGCACGGAUCAAGUAAUCUUCACAUCCAUAGCCACAAACAAAGCUCUGUGACCUGAAAGGUGAGUCUGUCGAAGAAAAGGUGAAGCUACCACCAGAAUGUAUGCUCCCUGAUCUCUUUUGUGUUCCUUCCUCAUCAUUAAUGUGGCUCUCACGGAAAGGCAGCGAGGUAGUACAAAGGAACUGUCUGUGCAACACAUUCCCUUUUCAUCAACUCAACAGAAGCUGCUUGUGUAAAGAUGAACAGGGAAUGAUGCCAACCAGAAGCCAUAAAGUAGCAAGGUAACUCCACAUCUUGCAGCCUUUCAUUGGUGUAACACUUACUGUAAAGGUCAGUGUUUAAUACAUUGAUUGCUGGGCAAGUGCUGCACUGUAAUACAUAACCUCCUGACAUGAAAUCUGCCUUUUGUAUGUACUGUAGGAUGGGCUAUGAAUAUGUGUUAUCACAGUCUGUUCUGUGACACAGCAUACAAGGAGGCUCCAGCAGUUUACCUGAGCUGUCAACCUGAGGAGCAUUACAGAAGAAACAUUAGUUAAAGUGAGUACGUGUGCGUCUGUCUUCCAAACAGACUGUUAAAUGCAACUUAGAUUAUCCUGAUCGCUGACUUAAACAGUACUACUCAGUUAACAUUACUGUGACAUCAGUGUUUAUCUUUGAAGGUGUGUUUAUCUGGAGAAAUGUGUACUUACUCUCUUGAGUAACUAGAAUGAAGUAAGGAGCAGAACAAGAGACAAUUACUGUAAAAGCUGUAAGAGAUAUUUCGCUUCAUGGUUAUAUCAGAUAAAUACAUUUAAAUAUGACAUCUAUUUCACUAUAGAACAGCCCUAAUGAUACAUUGUAGGUAUCUGGUGGAAGAGUGAUAGAGCACUGUAGAACUGGACAGUUUCCCACACCUUUUAUUUUUUUUUCUUUUCAGAUCCUUUCUAAUUGGUGAAGAAAAUGAUCACAAAUUUCCCAUAUACAUAAGACAUGAAAGUCUAUUAAAGUAUCUAUCUAUUGAAGCUUUUCAUUAUUAUUACUAUUAUUUUUUUCUGGGAACAUAGAUAGUAGUGGAAUAUUCAAAAGGAUCUGACCCCACAAGUAGAACAUACUUUAAAUGUGGGGACUUAAAACCGGUCUUCCUAUGAGUUGCAUCCUUUAAUUUCUGAGCUCUCUAAUGGUAUGGUAUAUUUAUCAUGCCGCCUAGAGAAGUUUCCAUAAUGAACUAAUUAAGUUUCAAAUACACAGGCAGUAACUUUACCAAACUGAGAGUUUAAUAAAGUAAGUCUACACAAAAUUUAAAUUCUACCAUAGCUAAUUUAAUUGUUCCACUAUACUGCAUAAUUGAAAUAGCAUUUGUGAACUGAUUUAAAGUUUCACUGCAUUUGAAUUAGAUAAUAAAGAAAUCCAACAUGCAGGUAUAUGCACACUGAAGCCAAGUCUGCUGAAAGGUUUCAUCUGGCUUUAAUUUGCUGUUCUUCCCACAACAGUCUCUAAAUACCACACAGUUUUGGGAGCAUCAGUCAGUGUGAAAAUCAUGCCAAGAGACCCCAGUGUCCUGGCAAACUGCUGGACCAGGAGUUCAUCAUGACAUUGGUGCUGAGCUCCAAAGGGAUGUAAGUCACCAUAUUAAACUGUUUUUGCUUAUACAAGAGAAUUGCUAGACAAGCACCACUUUGGGAAAAAAGGGGAAAAAAAAGUAAUCAACUGAUUUGAAAACCGCUUAGAACAGCAAAAGAGUCUGAAUUGUGUACUAUACUAUUUUGACAGCAUUCCCAUGCGGAUGGGAAAUCCAAGAGGAACAGCAGGACAUGCACUGCAGUCCUAUGGACCUGCAGUGUCUGUCUUAUUCCCUGCCCCUCGUGUAUUUUGCAUGCGUUCUGUAGGAACUGUGGCUAGAGCAAUUGUCAGCAAUGUGGAAAACAAAAUUACAGUGUGUUAUUUUCCUGUCCAGCACAUGAAUAAAAUGCCUGUAUACCAGGCUUUAGAUGUUUUUAAAUAUCUCCUAAUAACUGAACUAAGAGUUUUCUGGCAGGCAUUGUCAGAAUAUAUGUAUAUGAGGGUGUAAAAGCAUUUGUUGUGACAUCUGUAUUUGGAGGACAGUAUUUUAUAGUGCUAACAGCAUCUCAGCUUGAAUCCAGAAAUCUUUGCUCACUCUGGUACUGGUAGUCCCAUUUAACAAGGAGAAUGUCUCUUUCUUACCUGCAGAAUGUCAUGCUGCAGAUCAAAUAAAGGCACUUUAAGAAGCGAGAGAAGAACUGCAUACGUAAGAGAAAACUGAGAGACAGCAAAAUGAAAGGGGAAAAAUGUUAACAGUCUAGCAUGCUUGGUCAGACCAUGGUGAGUAGAACUGUCAGUCUUCAGCCAUCUCUGGGACAAGCAUAAACAGAAAGAAAAUACAAGGUUGGCCACCUCUGGUGUACAGCAGUUCAGUCCUAACUCUGCUCACAGCAUCACAGUUACUACGACGUACAGACUACUUUCUUUGGCAUCUAGAUAGAUUGAAAUGCCACCCAGAUCAUAAAAGAGAAGUGUACCAGUGACUAAUAAUACCACAAUAUAAACAUGAUCUCUCCAAAAUAUUUGAUAGCUACAUUGGAAUACGUUAUGUCACGGCAUACCUACAAAGCACAGAAACCAGUAUUGCUGGCAGAGUACCCUCCCGUGGUCCCAGGGGGGAGCCCAGCCUUCCCUCUGGGUUUCUCAGUGCUGGUGGUGGACACUAAGACACCUUUUCCUCACCUGUUGAGCUCUGUCGAGGUGACAAACUCCCUGUCUCCUAUCCUCUGUUGCUUUAGUGUCCCCUUCUCCUCACACGAGGCUCAUCGCCUCUCUGCCAAGAGUCUGUGGCAGCUUCAAGCACAUCCAGGCUGCUGAACGCCCCCUCCAGCUCCAUUCUAAUUACUAGAUUCUACCUAGUUAUUUAAAUGAAUUUAACUUUUAAAUUGGCUUACAAAUAUGGGUGUAGUAUAAAAUGAUGCAUAUAUGGAAUAAGUCCCGUAAGAUGUUUUUUUUGUUAGCUUCUGAAAUAUAACAGGAUCUAUAUUGCUGAGACCCUUGCUUUUUAGGGAAAUACUCAUGCCAUCUGCUGGGAAGUUAUGGGAUUCUGCAAGUAAUUUUUCAGUAGCAUUUUUUCCUUUUUUUUUUUUUUUUUUUUUUUAAGUGUUAAAUUCUUGCACUUUUUUUUUGGUAAAGAUCUUUGGGUAAAUGUAAUAUAACUCAAAGGCACUUAUGUCAGGAGGUCUGACAACUGAUAGCACCUUUUUGUAUGCUAAGAAAGUAUGAAACAAUUUUCUGGCAUAAUUUGGUACUGUUUAUGUGAGCUUAACUCUUUCAAGGCAUACACCAUCUGAGUUUAAUUUAGUUUUCACUUGGAUGUGCAAAAUUAAUAAAUGUUUUCUGAAAUGGCAAAGUUAACAUAGUUGCACUCCAGUUCUCUGACUUGUAGCAUGAGAAUAACAAGCAGCUGCUGUGGCAUUUCUGGUGGACAUUCUGGGUGUUGGAGUAACAUGAGUACCACAUAAACAUAUCCAAUGAAACCACUAGUUACAGAACUAGUGCUAGGAUCAGAAUGAGUAUGGUCUUUUACUAAAAAGAUGUUGAAUGAACAGAGGCAGCAGAGCUUAAUAGCCCGUAGAAAAAAUAGUCUCCUGUCAAACAGUUAUUAUAAGACAUAAUGAGAUUAAUCAAAAUCAUAAUCAAUUUUAAUUUAAGUAUUUUGUUAGCAUUUCCUUCUCUUUAUAGCUUUUUGAAGUUUUGUUGAUUUGUUUUGAUUGAGUAAAUAUGUACGUUUUUUUUGUUGUUGUUAGUGCGGUGUAAUGUGAAUGACAGUCAGACUGAGCUGCAGCAUUUCACAUGAGUUCAGUUCAAAGUCUAUACAGCCAGCUUCGAUUUUUCAGCACCCUCUAGAGUAAGAAGGAAGCUGUGACAGCCUUUGCCUCCAUCUCAGGCAGCUGAGGAACUCUAUUUUCCCUUUGUGUUGGAGUUCCUGAUACUCUAACCAUUUAAAAAAUAAUUAUGAAAGUAUUGGAAAGAACAAAUAUUUAAAUGUUUUAUAUUAUUAAAUAAAUGAUAUUAUUAUUAGAACAGUCUUAAAAAUGCUUUCACAUGGAAAUUGUACUUCGGGAAAAAAAGCCAACCAAAUAAAACUUUUCACCCAGCACCAAGUGAUAAUAUUCAUAUCAAAGUGUAACUUCACAGGGCUGUGACUGAUAUUUUAUCUUCUGUAACUGCAGAAGGAGUACCAAAAAGAAGUGCUAGAAGUAAGAAGUUCAAGUCCCUGCCAGCUAGACCAUCAUCAGUACGUGGGGACGUGUCAGUUCCUGCAGCAUCCACCACAGUGAUGCCUAAUGACCCUCUUUCUUCCCUUUACAAUUUAUCUUUUUGACGAGUGUUUUUCCUCUAGGAUCCUUGAGCUGCUCCUUAAUAUCAAUAAUCUCACUUCUGUCUAUAAUUUUACAUUAAUUAUUUUCCACAAGUACACUCUAUAAGCUUUCUGAGAGCUCUUACUGAAAAUUUGGAAAUUUCAAAUUCAGAGCCAAAUAUAUGCAGCUGGUCUGUCUCAAAACCAGCCCUGUGUUCCAUGGGAUGAGAGUAGCAUGCACUGAGAGCCCACCGCUGCCUUCCAGCAAUUUCCAGCCUUUGCUUGGCCUCUGUGCUUCCACAGAGCCCCGUGCCACUGACUCCCUUGCUGAGCUUGAGCAGGUUCUGUUGUGCAGCUGCUGCUGAAAGGAAACACCACCUCAGCAGGUCUGUUUGCUUCCACAGAUGUGUAAUUGAGGCACUCUCCCUGAUGCUGGUGGCAAAACAUGCUAGGAUUUGGCUUCAGCAAGGAUGCAAAAACAGCAAUGCAUCAAUAACUCCUGUCAGGAAGCUAAGGACUGCAGAAGUUGCUGUCUUCUCAUUCUAAGACUUUAAUUUUGGUUUCCAAACAGUGGUGUUAAACUGCAGAGGAAAGGACAAGCAUUUCCCUAUCAGUUUACGUUGGUAAUUCAUUAUUCAUGAUGCAGAACUAGAGAGCUUAGCUGAAGGUCUUUGGGAUAGGUUUUCAGCAACACAUCUAGAAGCUGGAUAGUUAAUAUGCUUUCAAGUCUUUCCAAGUAAAAUAUAAUCUGCUUAAAAAAAAAAAAAAAAAGUUUGCCUUUUUUUUAAAAUAUUAAUUUGUUUCAAAGAACAUUGUAAAGAGAAACUGAAGAUGGGUUUGAGGUCUGGAAGUUACACUUGAUGCAGAGGGUUUUAUUAUUACCAUCGCUAAUGUUGUAAUAUGUUUGCUGCUGCAACCAAAAACUUUGUUAAACAGGUUGGUGAUGGAGGAAGGCUAGUUCCAGUGCCCAGUCUCAGUGAAGCUGAUAAAUACCAGCCUCUGAGCCUUGUGAUUAAGAAAAGAAAGUGUUUGCUUUCAAAAAAAUCUAAAUUUGCAUCAACACCUUUCACAUUAAAAGACAUUCUUCAAGGGGAGAAAGAAAUUUCUGCAGGUGUCUCAUCUUACCAGUUGCUCAAUUAUGAAGACAAAUCGGAUGUUACGCUCAAUGGUAGAAGAGGAAAUCAGAUAAUGAAUGAUGUUGGUUUUGAUGUUGCUGGAUCAGAUUCUGUUGCCUUUAAAGCUUCAUUUGGCAUAGUGACCAAACAUGAGGUUGAAGUACCGACAUUACUUAAAGAACUCACUACAAGAAAAAUAAACUUUGAUCACUGUCUAGUACAUCAAUCAAGAAAAAGUAGGAUGGAGAUUUUGUGCGUGGUCAUGGAAAGUAUUAGGACUACAAGGCAGUGCUCAUUAACUGUCCAUACUGGAAUGCGUGGAGAAACAAUGAGGUUUCACAUUAUUGAAGACCAAAAUUAUAAAGGACGGGACAAAGCCAUUGUUUUUCCUGCGCAUACAACAAUUGCUUUUAGUGUAUUUGAGCUUUAUAUUCAUUUGGAUGGUAAUUUUGAACUAUGUGUGACUCCAAUUUCAAAAGGAGGAUUUGAAAAAGAGAAAUCCAGAUCAUCUUCAAUGAACAAAUUAAGGAUGUUAAAGAGUAAUCUCUUUCAUCGAAAUAAAAGAGUAGUGGAUACUAUCGCUAACUCUGAUGUUUACUUGGAGGACCUUUUUACAGACUAUUAUGAAAAAGCUGCAAGCCUGACCAAUCUCUCUACAAGCUAUCUCAGAGAAGGGGCUCAUAUCCGGAUUAAUUUACUUCAUAAUAACAUCCCAAAAGGUCCCUGCGUCCUUUGUGGAAUGGGAAGUUCUAAAAGAGAGACAGUCUAUGGAUGCCUAGAGUGUUCUUUUAAUGGACAAAAGUAUGUACGACUGCAUGCUGUGCCCUGUUUCGACCUCUGGCAUAAGAGAGUAAAGUAACUGAUAUGGUAAGUGCCUAUUGCAGACAUGGGCAUAAAUAACUGUGCCACAAACUUUUCAGAAUUAGUAAAUGUGACUCAUUUUGUUUAAAUGCAAAAUAGUGAAAGUGCAAAACUUUUUAUAACACUAUUAUUUUCAAAUGAUUUGCUUCACAAUGAUCUUAAUUACUUGAAAAUGUCCUAAUGCAUUCCCUGACAUUUUGCUUUUCUUUUUCUAGUACCUUCUCGUUGUAUUAUCAUAAUUAAAAAUGUACUUUUAAACUGUAUUUUCAUAAUGUCAAAAUAUAUGCUAGAACCUACCUAUAAAUAAGUUGUUUACAUAAAUUUGUUGUUAAACCCCAAAAUGUUGACUUUAUCUACACCGACAUAGAAUGGUAAAAUGAGAGUAUUUGUUAAUAAUUUAGUGUUCUCAUGAAUGUUUAAUUGAAGUAUCAGAUUAAAAAACAUGCUAAAGCUUA